Messenger RNA from Alosa alosa (allis shad), 4029 nucleotides. RefSeq names its product fasciculation and elongation protein zeta 2b (gene fez2b). Lineage: Eukaryota; Metazoa; Chordata; Actinopteri; Clupeiformes; Clupeidae. The record is from RefSeq and is a predicted model, not a curated record. Gene Ontology annotation, cellular component: cytoplasm; axon. The transcript is spliced from 9 exons. Bases 72 to 1256 code for a protein of 394 amino acids.
UGUCUCAGCUGGUCCUCAAGAGCGUCUGUCUCGAACCGAAGUUCAGUGAGUCUUGUUGUCCCGUAGCAGUGAUGGCUGCUCCGUUAGCACACUUCGAUGAAGACUGGCAGGACUUUAAUGAAUUCAGACCUACCUCUGAAUGGCCAAAUCAGCUGGAUCAGAUCAACUCCAAUGUCGGUGACACAACAGGGUUUGAGGACUUUUCAGAUCUGGACAACAGUUUUUCAGGGGAGAUAUGCAGCUUCAAGUCAAUGGAAGACCUUGUGAACGAUUUUGAUGAGAAGCUAAAUAUGUGUUUUCGGAAUUACAACACUAAGAUAGAAAAUAUCGCUCCAGUACAACCCAUCACAGAAGAUAAUUUCCUGAAGGACGACGAAAUCUGGAACGCUCUGACGGAUAACUAUGGCAACGUGAUGCCAGUGGACUGGAAAACCUCUCACACACGCUCCCUCCACUUACCCACCCUCAACCUAACAGAGCAGAGGAAAGAGGACAACUCGUCACUGGACCUCUCAGAUGAUGAGGAGCUGCGGGAGCAAAUGGACAUGCACUCCAUCAUCGUGUCGUGUGUCCACGAUGAGCCACUCUUCACCGCUGAGCAGGUUAUUGAGGAAAUUGAGGAGAUUAUGCAAGAGUCUCCAGACCCAGAGGAGGAUGACAGUCCAUCUCAGUCCGACAUGUCUCUGCUCUGCCAGGAGAUGAACACACUCAACAGGUCCAGCUCCACCAGCAGCUACGAAGAGAGUUUGCGCGGGUUGUCCGUGUCGGAGCUGAGUGGUCGGCUGCAGCAGGUGGAGACGCUGAUCCGGGGCCUGUCGGAGGAGCUGGUGCAGCAGCUGGCGCUGCGCGACGAGCUGGACUUUGAGAAGGAGGUGAAGAACCGCUUCAUCUCGCUCCUCAUCACCGUGCAGAACCGGCAGAAGGAGCACCGCCAGCUGCUCAAGCGCCGUGGAGGCAAGAUCCGCAGCCCCAGCCUGCAGACGCGCGCAGGAGAGAGGACGCACGUGCCCGGCACGCGUUUCAGUAUGGAGGGGCUCUCCUCCGUCAUUCAGAGCGGCCUGCGCCACACAUUCAGGGGCACAGGAGGGGACAAGCAGUAUCUUACCACAGUAAUUCCCUAUGAACAAAAAAACGCACCUCCUUCAGUGGAAGACCUCCAGUACCUCACCAAAAUACUUCACGCCAUGAAGGACGACAGCGAUAAAGUCCCUGGCCUGCUGACGGAGUACAUCCUCAAAGUAUUAUGUCCCUCGUAGUCCUCCAGGAAUGCCGGAACCUUCCAGUUGGUACGAGGUGAUGCAGUGAACCACACAUGUCCUGUUUCCAUGGGCCAUGCUUCUGGCUCCAUGGUUUCAAACUCUUAGAUGUUUUACCUCAUUUUAUUUUUUAUUUUUUUUAUCCCAUAGCAUUUUCCAUGUGUCAACCUAAUAUACUAUUUUGAUAUCAUGUGAAAUGUUUUUAUUUUUAAAUGCAUGUGAGUUUGUAAUAUUUUAGUGUAUGCAUUGCCAGUCCGCAGUAUUACUCCAUGAGUCGUGCGACCUUAGCUCAACGUGGCUCACGGCCCGUCACAUGACAAUGCCAUUUCCUCAGACUCAAACAACUUCGCAAUCCUGUACGAGAAAUUCUACUUAUCACCCUGCCAACGGGUACGAGAUCACCACAUGUCCUUGGCCUACAGAUGAGAUAUUUCCUGUGGUCGGGUUGCAUCUUAUUUGUCUGUUAGGUUACUGCAUGGUUUUCAAUGUACUCUGUGCACUUUGACAGGGUACAAAAACGUCUUUGGUAGUAGUUUUAACAAGUGGAUAUCAUAAGGCAUAGCAGAGUCCUGAUGUUGUGACUGAGGCGUCUCUCUGUGUAGCACAUUGAAAAGCUGAACUUCUUCGGGCAUUUUAGCCAGGCCUUUGUGGGAUGGUGAAAGCUUGGUUUUGAGAAAAGGGAAAAUCUGUGCUUGCCUGCAAAGACAUCUUCCACUUAUAAAGCACAAAAUCUGCAAUAAUUUGUGAUCUUAGUCCUUUUAUAUGAAGCUUGUAUGCUAUAUCAUUUUUAGCUUGAUUUCUUAACUGAUGUAAAAAACAUGGGAGAUUAUUAAUUGGGACACUGGGACAGUAAUUACUUUCUAAAUGGAGAUGCUGCUAAAGCAGCUGCAUGACUGUGAAAUACAGCAUCAACCUUUUUCCUUUAGCCAGGUACACUAAUGUAUGUGUAAUGCACACAAAGCUCAGGUGCCAUCAAUAGCGGCUCAGCGGCGCCCCCUGCCCUAAGGCUGGAGCGGUGCAUGGUGCCAACUGGUUUUAAUCUCUGCCUUGACGUUUCAGCCAGCCUAAAGUGUUCCUCCCACCCCUUGGCUCCCUUGAUUGGUGCCAGUCCUCUGAUUGAUGAUUAUCAUUGCAAUACUCCAACCCCUUAUUCUCCCCAACAAUAUAUUCCCUGUGGCAUCAGAAAAUCCGUUUGUUGAAGCCAGUUAUGAUGAAGCAGCCCUACUAACUUGCAUGCACAGAGCAUGCUGCUAGAGCCGUACCAGCAUAGACCCGGGGGAAGAACACAUGUGGGGGUUACCAUGCUGCCUAACGUCCUGUGAUUAGGAUGUGUUCAGGUUUACAGCUCUCCUAACAUCUUCCACAGCUAGUCCCCGACAUGCUGGACAUGUAGACAUUGAGUAAGCUUUGAAUAUGAUAUCGAUCUGCGUGCAUACCUUCCCAUAGUCUUUUUCAGUUCAUGUAGUUGGUGAAGUCUUUAGGCUAUAGUCAUUUUCGCCUAGUGAGGUAUUUGGGGACAUUUUAGUGUCCCUUGUAAUGUCCAGUGCUUGUGUCUUUUGGUCACCCUUGCUACCUGUCCCUUUUUAUUCUGAUUAUAGUGAGCCUAGUACUAUAAUCUCAAAUAACAUGCCAGUUAAGCAUUUCUCUCUCUCUCUCUCUCUCUCUCUCUCUCUCUGUCUCUGUCUCUGUCUCUCUCUCUCUCUCUCUCUCUCUCUCUCUCUCUCUCUCUCUCUCGAAACCUGACACAAACUUGCACUUUCUCUGUAACUUGCUCUAAGGACAGUUUGACCCUAGAAAGAAACUUUGGUCAAUAAUCACAUAACAAUAUUGGGAGAGCCGUGUCCUGAGUGCAAGCAUGCAUACAGAUCUCUAUGCCCAGUAGAGACUCUGCUAUGAAGUUUCUUAUUACCAUGCGCGUUUGGGGCUCAGUUGGACUACAGAUGGUAGAUUUACCCCAAACAUCUAUUAGGAACAAUCAUGUAACAAAACAGGCUUUAUAAAAAUCAGCGCCACACAAUUCCGACUUCCCUUUAGUUUAUUUUUGGAUUUGUCAGAUGGGUAUUUUAAAGUUCAGUCUACUCUGCGGUACAGUCUGAUUUAUGAUGCUUAAUGUCAUUAUGGUACCUUUGGAAUGGAUUACAAUCUGAUGUUCCAAACGAGAUUCCAGCAUGUUUUGCCCUCUAGCAAACACAGUCAGUAAAACAAGACCUCAGAUUGAAUCAGAGCUUAAGCAGAUGGAUCAACAAAUGCAGAAUGUGUGAGUUUUUAUUAUUAUUAUUAUUAUUAUUAUUAUUAUUAUUUGUAAUUUUCUUUUGUUUUAUUCAAACUAAAUGUCAAAUAUGCCAGUUUAAAAGAAUUAAUUGAAAGUCACGGCAGAACAUUGAAAGAUCUAUUUUUAUCCUGAGGUUUACUGUAAUUAUAGGAGUAAAUGGAAUCCAAUAGUGAAAUGAGAAGCAGCUAUUGGCCUGUCCCAGGCAUCAGAACUAAAGAUUUAUAUUUCUACUCCUUCUCCUGUAUUUCUAUGGCUGCCUGUGUACAGAAAUAACAGUUUUGUAAAUAGAAACAUGUUUGUUUUUAAUGUACCAUUCUGUCCUCUUCUUUCCUAUCCACUCUCUUUGUCACGGAUUAUUGUUUGUUUCUCAUUACAAUGUAAUGUGUCACAAUUAAUUUAUUCUGUAAAGGCCAUUUAAAGCAUAUCAUCUUUAGUGGUACAAAUGUUUUGUGCCAGUUUGCACUGGAACUCAUGUCAACUAAAUAAAGACUUUUGACUGUA